Messenger RNA from Penicilliopsis zonata CBS 506.65, 612 nucleotides. RefSeq lists its product as hypothetical. The transcript has 3 exons. Gene Ontology annotation, molecular function: ferroxidase activity; 2 iron, 2 sulfur cluster binding; ferric iron binding. Gene Ontology annotation, cellular component: mitochondrion. The record is from RefSeq and is a predicted model, not a curated record. Gene Ontology annotation, biological process: iron incorporation into metallo-sulfur cluster; intracellular iron ion homeostasis. Bases 1 to 612 code for a protein of 203 amino acids. NCBI's taxonomy places the organism in Eukaryota, Fungi, Ascomycota, Eurotiomycetes, Eurotiales, Aspergillaceae.
AUGUUGACCCGCACUGCACCUCGAGCUGCGCUCUCUGCCCUCACUCCCUCACUCCGCCUGACCUGCGUCUCUGCUGCCUCUGCAGCGCUUCAGUUCCAGACCCAGAAGUUCCACGCAAGCUCUGCGAUCCGCAAGGGCAUCUACCCUGACUCCGCAGACCCGCCGGCUCCGAACCCCGAGUCAAAUAAUGUCGCCGGCGGUGCUUCGCACGUGAAGGAGCCAUCUCCAUUGACAGACCCGGAGUACCAUGAAUACUCAGAGCAUUAUUUCAAUGUCCUCUUGUCGGAACUGGAGCAGGCGCAAGAGGAUGGUUCCGACGUGGAGGCGGAGUACAGCGCCGGCGUACUGAAUAUCAUCGUCCCAGGAGUAGGCACGUACGUGCUGAACAAGCAGCCUCCAAACAAGCAAAUCUGGCUCAGCUCCCCGAUCUCCGGACCGAAGAGAUUCGAUUGGAUCCUGGAAGGCGACCAGAUGCAUGAAAAGCAGGACUCACGGCCCUAUAUACAUGGCCAAUGGAUCUACUUGCGUGAUGGCACGAACCUCACCGAUAUCCUCAACUCGGAGCUGACGCUGAAUCUACCAAAGGAUAUCUACGGUGAAAGCGAGGAGUAG